UUAGUCACUCCCCUUUCACUGAACUUUGUAUGCAUGCUACCAAAUAUCUGCCACACCACUGCUUGAUCUCCACUCCACUGACCCUCCUACCCAAAUCAUCACGACCGGAAACGCGCACCAUGCCAGCUGACAAAGUGCCUGACACUCCAGUGGAAAUCCUUGUGGACCUACUAACAAAAGCUAAUGAGAUAGCCACAACAAGUGAUAAAGUGCCAGAAGAGCUGACGCGUCAUUUGCAGAAAUGCUUGGAUAUCGCCAGUGGCCUUGAUGACUACCUGGACCAAAUGUCCACACAGGAGAGUGAACAUCUGGCAGAGCUCUAUGAAAAAACAGUUUCCCAUGACUGGGAACAAGUGCACAAAGAAGGCAAAACCAUGUUUAAGCUGCCGAAGGAAUGCAUCACUGGACAUGUUGAAGGCCAGACUCUGAAGAUGCUGGUUCAUAUGUGUCAAGCUAAGAGGAUUCUGGAGAUAGGUAUGUUCACUGGCUAUGGUGCUCUGUCCAUGGCUGAAGGCCUUCCUGAGGAUGGAUACUUAGUUGCCUGCGAAUUAGAGCCAUACCUCAAAGACUUUGCCCAGCCAAUUUUUGACAAGUCUCCACAUGGAAGGAAGAUUAAUGUACGCACAGGAUCUGCCAAGGAAACCCUUAAGGAAUUGGCUGCGGCAGGCGAGCAGUUUGACUUGAUCUUCAUUGAUGCAGACAAGAAUAAUUACAUCAACUAUUACAACUUUAUCCUGGACAACAACCUGCUGAGGUUACGAGGGGUCAUAUGUAUAGAUAACUCACUGUUUAAAGCUAAAGUUUAUCUCAAAGACACCACAGACGACAACGGACUGGCUCUUAGAAAAUUCAACCAAUUUGUCUCAGAUGAUCCCCGCGUGGAGCAGGUCAUUAUUCCACUUAGAGAUGGCAUCAGUGUGAUCCGUCGGGUUUGUGCCACUGUUGAGGGCUCUGUGACCCAGAGAAAGAUAACAGCUGAUGAAGUUUUCCAUGGGGUCCAGGGACGUCCUAUCCUAGAUCGUAUGAGGCUCGAUGGAAAGGUGGCCUAUGUAACAGGUGCUGGGCAGGGCAUAGGCCGGGCUUUUGCUCAUGCCCUGGGUGAGGCCGGGGCAAAGGUGGCCAUUGUAGACCUUGACAAAGAUAAAGCUGAGGCAGUGUCUGAGGAGCUGUUUCUAAAAGGUAUCAAUGCCAUUCCAAUCACAGCUGACAUUAGCAUCCCAGCUGAUGUGCAGAGGAUGAUCGACAGCAUCGUGUCCAAAUGGGGAGCGAUUCACAUUGCCUGCAACAAUGCGGGAAUUAACAUGAACUCAGCCAGUGAAGACACCAGUCUGGAGGAGUGGGACCAAACCUUUAACGUUAACCUGAGGGGCACGUUCAUGUGCUGUCAGGCAGUAGGUCGAGUGAUGCUGAAGCAAGGUUAUGGUAAGAUUAUCAACACAGCCUCCAUGGCCAGUCUGAUAGUCCCACAUCCCCAGAAGCAGCUCUCCUACAACACGUCAAAGGCUGGAGUGGUCAAACUGACUCAAACGCUGGGCACUGAAUGGAUUGAAAGAGGAGUGUGUGUCAACUGCAUUUCACCGGGGAUUGUUGACACCCCUCUCAUCCACUCAGAGAGUUUGAGGCCUCUUGUGCAGCGCUGGCUGUCAGAUAUCCCUGCUGGUAGACUGGCUCAAGUGACAGACCUGCAAGCUGCAGUGGUCUUCUUGGCAUCUGACGCCUCUGACUACAUGACAGGGCAUAACUUAGUCAUAGAGGGUGGGCAAAGUCUUUGGUAGAGGGGAUAGAUGAAGAGAUGAAAACCCUUUUUUCCCCUUCUUUGCUGCAUUGGCACAAGCUUCCAAGGAGAGGUUUGGUUUAUAUAUUCUUGUUUUCAUACAUUUAAAAAACAAUCACUUCAUUAAAUCCCUCUGGAUACAAACUAACAUUUGACCUGUGGUGUGAUAAGAAAAUUGGAAGCGUUUGAUUUCUGUGUCCCGUAUGACUUUGAUUCUUGUGUGCUGACUGUGGCACAAUUAUUUUUAAUAAAUGAAAAUCAUUUCUAAUGUUAAAAUCUGUGACGAUCCUUUUUGUUUAGCAGGGAAAAUUUGCUGUCAACAAUAAUUCCUUGUUUGUUUUCCAACCACAAUAAUAAUGAAAUCAUGAUUCCAAGUGCCCUGGUUGCUUCCAGCAGCAAAUAGCAGGACCAAUGGCAUUUUACUGU
Molecule: messenger RNA, 2200 nt
Organism: Cheilinus undulatus (humphead wrasse)
Lineage: Eukaryota; Metazoa; Chordata; Actinopteri; Labriformes; Labridae
Exons: 11
Coding region: 30-1775 (581 amino acids)
Molecular function (GO): O-methyltransferase activity; oxidoreductase activity, acting on the CH-OH group of donors, NAD or NADP as acceptor
Source: RefSeq, a predicted model, not a curated record